Messenger RNA from Trematosphaeria pertusa, 799 nucleotides. RefSeq lists its product as uncharacterized. The record is from RefSeq and is a predicted model, not a curated record. Bases 165 to 596 code for a protein of 143 amino acids. The transcript has a single exon. NCBI's taxonomy places the organism in Eukaryota, Fungi, Ascomycota, Dothideomycetes, Pleosporales, Trematosphaeriaceae.
UUUGCACAAGGGAUACAGGAACGCUCAUUGAGAGCUUUUCGACGGGUACAAAUACCAUUCGUGCCUUAUUCCAGCGCCCUGCAGCCAGCCCACGGCCUGUAGAUCCUACAAUCGUUUCUUCUGCAGGUCGGCCGCUAUUUGUUUCCGAUUUCCACUCACUCAUUAUGGAAACGGCGAACACUACUGAGGCUUCCUCUUCGAAGCGUGUCAAUCUUGGCGCCGUUGGCAUUGCUAGCAUCUUUGCUGCUUUGGUGGUCUCCAUUCUGGCCCUUUGGCUCAUUGUAGAAUAUCGGAAGAAGUGCAAUCGCCCUCGAACCCUCAUUCCACUUCAUCUUGGGCAUGCGGCGGUACCCAUCCAGUUGACGACCCCUCGACGACCACCGCCUGUUGUUGUCCAUCAUAGCAACACGCAGCUUCACAUCCACUCUAGCAGAGAAAUUUCUUCUCACGCUAACGUGAGCACCGAAAGCAUCGACACUCUCCCAGUUUACGAUGAGCCUCCACCGCCAUAUGUGAUCCUCAUGGACGGUAGUGAUCCUUGCCCUAGCCCCGAUCAGGCACUCGCCCGCGACGGCACUGCCCGAUAUCACGCUUAAAUCCGUAGUAGGUGGGAUGUGAGGUUAUCGCAAUAAUCGACUCCUCAAUGUGGCUUUCGCUAUGUGGCUUAUCAGCACUUCAGCUCAUAACGCCUGUCAAGACUGAAAUGAAACCUUUGCUCAACAUUCCUGCGCCGCUACCCGUAGCGAACGUCCACCCAUAGCUGUCAAAAAUCGCUACUACACCAAGAAAUUUCUCCGAA